Molecule: messenger RNA, 1593 nt
Organism: Micromonas pusilla CCMP1545
Lineage: Eukaryota; Viridiplantae; Chlorophyta; Mamiellophyceae; Mamiellales; Mamiellaceae
Exons: 5
Coding region: 1-1593 (530 amino acids)
Biological process (GO): cell redox homeostasis
Molecular function (GO): thioredoxin-disulfide reductase (NADPH) activity
Source: RefSeq, a predicted model, not a curated record
AUGACGUCAGCGCACGCGUCCACGGCCGCGCGCGCGGCGCCGCGCGUCGCGCUCCCGCGCGCGUCCUCGUCCGGGCCCCGCGCGUCGUCGCGGAUCACGUCGUCGGGCGCGACGCGCGGCGGCGCUCUGCCCGCCAGAAACGCGGGGACGACGAAGCGCGCGGUGGGCCCAUCCAGGACUCGCGCGGCGCGCGCGUCCGCGUCCGCCGCCGGAUCGGACGACGACGACGUCCACAGCGUCGUCGUCAUCGGCAGCGGCCCCGCGGGGUACACCGCGGCCAUCUACGCCGGCAGAGCGGACCUCUCCCCGAUCGUCUUCGAGGGCUUCCAAGCCGGCGGCGUCCCGGGCGGCCAGCUCAUGACGACGACUGAGGUGGAAAACUUCCCGGGGUUUCCGGAGGGCGUCACGGGGCCGGACCUCAUGGACAAGAUGCGCAAGCAAGCCGAGCGGUGGGGCGCGACGCUGCACACGGAGGACGUCGAGCGCGUGGACUUUUCGGUCAGGCCGUUCGUGAUCGAGUCCAGCGAGCGCGUCGUGAAGGCGCACAGCGUGAUCUUGGCCACGGGCGCGACGGCCAAGCGGCUCAAGAUCCCGAGCGAGGAGACGUUCUGGAGCCGAGGCAUCUCCGCGUGCGCCAUCUGCGACGGCCCGUCGCCGAUCUUCAAGGGCGAGGAGCUGGCGGUCGUCGGCGGCGGCGACACCGCGACGGAGGAGGCGCUGUACCUGACGAAGUACGGCAAGCACGUGCAUCUGCUCGUGCGCGGGGAGAAGAUGAAGGCGCGUUCUAUACACUGCAAGGAGAUGCGUAACCGCGUGGUCGCGAACAAGCAGAUCACCACGCACUACAACACGGAGUGUUACGACGCGUUCGGCAACGCGAAGGGAUUCUUGAGUGGGUUGAACCUGCGCGACACGAAGACGGGGGAGACGAGCAAGCUCGCGGUGAAGGGGAUGUUUUACGGCAUCGGACACUCGCCCAACAGGCGCUGCGACGACCUCGGCUACGUCGUGAUUAAGGAUGGCGGCGCGGGCACGUCCGUCCCCGGCGUGUUCAGCGCGGGCGACCUGCACGACACGGAGUGGAUGCAGGCGAUCACCGCCGCGGGGAGCGGGUGCAUGGCUGCGAUCAGCGCGGAGCGGUACCUGGGAACCGAGGGGUUGCUCGUCGAGAGAGACGCGAAGGAGACGAAGCUCAAGGCGGACAAGGAGAACGAGGGUGACGUCGAGGAGGAGAGCAAGGCGACGUUCGACGGCGACAAGGUGAAGCACAAGGGCCAGUUCGCGUUGCGCAAGCUGUACCACGAGAGCGACCGCGUGCUCAUGGUGCUGUACAGCGGCCCGAACUGCGGCCCGUGCAAGCGCCUGAAGCCGAUGCUGGAUAAGGUGUUGGACGAGUACGGCGACGACGUGCACUUCGUCGAGAUCGACAUCGAGAAGGACUCCGAGAUCGCGCAGGCCGCGGGCAUCUCCGGGACGCCGUGCGUGCAGGUGUUCAAGAACAAGGAGCGGAUAGAGGUGAUGAACGGCGUGAAGAUGAAGAGCGUUUACCGCGAGGUCAUCGACAAGGCGGCGGGGAAGGUUCCCGCGCGGUAA